GCGUGGGGGGCUGCGCCCCGGCAGUGAGCUCGUCUCCCCCGGUACCGCUGUUACAGCCCGGUCUGUGCAGUUAAGUGCGUUUAUUUAAAAAAUGAAAACGUAUUUAGCCUAAGGAUUUUACCAGGCAGUCUCAAAUUGUGCAAGCGGAGAGGGCGGCACGCUGGAUCCUGUCAGGAUCGGGCUGUACGCUGGAGGUGUCUGCCGCCGCCUCGCCGUGGGACAGCAGCACACCGCGCUUCCCGGCGGGUGGUGAGUUUCUGCCUGCCUGCCUGCCUGCCUGCCCACCACCGGGAUUUCUCGUACAGCUUGGAGUCCCGUGGGUGCGUGCUUCACCUGAGCAAACCGAUGUAAUGGUUUAGUGGGUCGCCGGACAGCCGUCCAUGCCUGUGUGAGCUCAAGUCCCUGGUGUAACAGCGGAGGCAUAAAACUUGUGUCUUGUGUCCUGACUGACAAUAAUAUUUAUUCUUCUUGCUUGGCUGCUUGGGUUGUUGGAUUAUUUUUUGUUUAGGUUGUGUUUUUUGGGUGGUGGUGGGUUUUUUUUUUGUUUCGUUUUGGGUUUUUUUUUCUGAAAAGCUAGAGGAACUAGAACUAGCCUAUCAGUCUCUGAAGUGACAGAUAAAGAGAAACCAAAAGCCUUCCCAUUGCUGUUUACUGACCUCUUGAAGGCAAUCACGUAGUCUCAAGCAGGAAAGCACUUAAGUGCCAGAUUAAAUAUAUUUCUUCCCACCCUUGUUUCAAGUUUCACUUCUUAAAUACAUCAUGACAUCAUAGCCCUGCUAGGUCUCCCCUUCUUUCCAGCAGCCUUUGGGUGGGGGAAGGAGAAAAUGGGGCAGGCCAUAAACUUAAUUGAUGUGGUUUUAACAAACAAAAUCCCUAAACCUUUAGGCCAUUAUUUUACAAGUAUAGAAAAGGAAAUCCGUGAACUUAUUUGAAUGCUUUGCUUGCUUGUUUUUUAAACUUGGCUAGGCGCUCUAGGGUGUCCCUUAAAUCUUCCAAGUAGCCUAAGACAAGCUCAGGUGGAGAUCAGCUAGAUAGCGUGCGCGUGGCCCAGAGGAAUCAGUUCCCUGGGGAUAAAGAUGGUUGAUCUGUGUUGGGCUUGUUGCUUUGACUUGCUAGAGGAUUAUUUGCAGGGCAGAGAGAAGGGGAGGAUGGCAGCCUGUUACUCGUAUGGAGACUGUUCUUGCAGGGAGAGAGAGGGCUGUACCAAAACCGUAUGUCAGAGUAGCAGAACAAAUCUUAGCUCUGUGCAAAAGUACAUUACUAAAUGAGCAUUUGAAAUCAUAUGAUUUAAUCUUAGAGCAAAUUCAUCAGCUAAAGCUCAACUGAUAUGAGACUUUUUACCCCAUCUGCUUAUAUGGCGCUAACUCCUAAACCUAACAGGAGGAGAGUCAGGACAUAGAAACACUUGAUUCAGAGAAUACCCAGCCUUGUUGCUAAGGAGAUGACUCUUGUUAAUGUGCUGGAAUAAGGCUCAAGCUAACAGACAAGGCUAUUACAGCACCAACAAUCUAUGUGGAGGAAAAAAAGCAUGUAAUGUAUUGCGUGUACUACAACUUCCUCCUUUUCUAUAAAAGACACUUAGAAACCAGAAGAAUUGGUGAGUUUGGGCUGUGCUACUGAACUGUGGAAGCUGUCAAAUUAGCUGCUUAAUUUUGUACUGUACAGCUCAAGAACAGCUGUUUAAUGUUUAAGCCUAUUUCUCCUGCUCUCUGUAGCCUUAUCUUUCAUUGGGCUUUUGGACUUUUGGGGUGUGUGCUUAGUACAUUAAACCAGGAAAGCAGUACUGAGACACCUGGUCUUAGGCAAAGGAAUACCGAGCCCUUAGUGCACUAAACUUGUUGAUCCCAGUUUGUAUUAAGUGAUGCUAAGUCAGUGUUAAUGUAGUAGCUUUAAGUAUUGUCUCUGGUACAGUAUCCUGUUGUCUAUUGCUUUCUAAUUUCUGAUGCAUCACAUACGUUAUACUUAUUCAUUUCACAAUUUGUGUUUGUACACAAAGUUAGAUUGAAAUCAGUUGGAAAACUGGUGGCAUCAAGGCUCCUUGUUCAUCAAGUGCCAGAAAACUUCAACUCUGUCAACAGACGUACUAGUGGUCUUUUGAUUUUAGUUUUCUGUUACUUUUAAUAAUGUAUCAGCGCACCAUUUGGGUAGGGGCUGUGUGUUUAACUUCAGCUUUUCCUACUUGGUGAUGCAGUUUUGGUUAUAUAGUGCAGUUCUGCAAGCAGGUUUGGCAAUUGUCUACAGUUCUUGUAAGCUAUCCUCUGUAUGUUCUUACAGGUGGGUAAGUCUUGCUGCUCAGACAUUCCAGGUGUCUUCCUGUAAGCUAAUGCCGUACUGACACUCUCUGUAGGCAGAGAAAUGUAGGCACACUUGUGUGCAUGCUUGUUUGGUUAGGGAUGUGAAAAGGGGUGAUUGCUGGCUGACAGCUGUGCUGGAAGAAGCUCUGAACUUGAGGAGUUCCUCCAGUGAAACUAUUUCUUCUCUUUCUGAAGGACAGCAUCGCUAGUGUAGUCUAUUUUCAUUGUGGUCUGGUGGCAAAAGAUGAUUGCUGUUGGUACUGUCUGCUAGCAUAGACCUAGCCAAAGAGUAAUAGUGACCAUGUGACUCUCGCAUACCAGUACUGAAAACGGACCAUGUGGUAGAAAACUCUAAAUACAAAAUAUUAUAAGAUGCUGAUAGCUUAAUUGAAAUUAAGGAAAGUAUAUGAAUUUGAGGGGUCUUUUAAUUAAGAUUUCUGUGUGACCUUAUUCAAGUGAGGACAGAAGUCUGUGUUUUUAAAGUGUGCAAAAAUUAAUCAAAUUUAGAUUGCAUCGUAAGUCUGCUGGGAUCUCUAAUGCUUGCUGACCCUUGGGUUUGAAGAACUGUUUGAAGAUUACUUAUGGUGCAGUAGAAGAAUCAAAGGAUCAGCUUAUCUUGAAAACUGAAGGGAAAAGGAUGAGUAUUCAUUUUCUUGCUGCUCUGGGAUUCUUAAUCCAGGAGAAUAAGUAGAGCACAGUUUAUUACAGAGUCUGUUACUACAGCACCGCAUCCUGGGGACUUGUCAUGUGUUGAUGUCAUUGGGCUGUCAUGAAUCCCCUUCUGACCAAGCAUGGGAGAGGAACUUGGUGGUGCUCAGCCCUCCUCAAUCUUCUUCAGUUAGAAUGUGCGCAGGAGAUGCUCCAAGAUGAACAACUGUAUGCUAGUGACUGGAACCAGCACUUGUUGUUUCUCUUUCCACCUUUUCUUGUUGCCCAAGAAUCUAGAAAUCUGCCAGAGAUUGACCCCAAAGAUUACACCUUUUCUGGACUUAAAGAUGAAACUGUUGGUCGACUACCUGGAAAAGUAGCAGGGCAACAAUUUGUCAUUCAGGACUGUGAGAACUGUAGUAUCUACAUAUUUGACCAUUCUGCUAUGAUCACUAUUGAUGACUGUGUAAACUGCCAAAUCUUUUUAGGACCAAUAAAAGGCAGUGUGUUCUUCCGUGGCUGCAAAGAUUGUAAAUGCAUAGUGGCCUGCCAACAGUUUCGCACUCGGGACUGCAGAAAGCUGGAGGUAUUCUUGUGCUGUGCCACCCAGCCCAUUAUUGAGUCCUCCACAGGUAUGAAAUUUGGAUGUUUCCAGUACUAUUAUCCUGAGCUUGCCUUACAAUUUAAAGAUGCUGGACUGAGUAUCUUCAAUAACACAUGGAGCAACAUCCAUGACUUUACCCCUGUGUCAGGAGAAAAUAACUGGGGCCUUUUGCCUGAGAAUGCUGUAGUCCAAGAUUAUGUUCCUCUGCCCAGCUCUGAGGAGCUGAAAGCUGUCAGAAUUUCUACAGAUGCUACGAGAAGCAUAAUACCAAUAACUCGAGGGCGGAGACAGAAAAGCAGUGAUGAAUCGUGUUUGGCUGUGUUUUUUGCUGGUGACUACACAACUGCAAAUGCCAGGAAGUUAAUUGAUGAGAUGACUGGCAAAGGCUUUCAGCUGGUACAGACUAAAGAAGUCUCAAUGAAGGCAGAGGAUGGUCACAGAGUUUUCCAGCAGUGUGCAGCAGAAUUCAUUCCACUGCUUGAAAAAGGUCCAGUGGUUGCUUUGGAGUUCAACGGAGAUGGUGCAGUGGAAGGAUGUCGAAGCACUGUAAAUGAUGUUUUUAGUGGGACCAAGGUCUUUGUAUCAGAGAGCAAGGCAUCAGCAUCUCAAGAUGUAGACAAUUUCUACAACUUUGCUGACAUACAGAUGGGAAUGUGAAGUUUAACAUGAAGGUGUUCGUGUACGGUUUGUCUUGGCACUUGGAUGUCACUUGGCUUGAAUAUUGUAGUAGUAUCUGAGAAGUUUUGUCAUUUGAUUUUGUAUUUCUCAUAUAUCCCUUUUAUAAAGCUAUUGGUUUUAAUACCAUAUUACCUGAACUGGAGUAAAUGGCAUAGCUCCCCACAUGUGUUGUGUUUAUAUUUCAACUCCAGAAACAAUGCAGGUUUUCUACUAACUUUUUACAGUAAUUUCUAAACUUCUAUUGACACUUGAAUAUUUCUUGUCAACAUCUAAUGGUAAUACAUAUUUGAAAAGUGCAAUGCUGAUCCAAAUUUGAUGCAGUAGUAAUUGUUACCUUUAACUCAGACACAUUGUUUAGAAAGUGCAUUUAUAUGAAACUCACUGUUCAAGACUUUCCCACAUGCAAAUUUGUCUUCAUGGGGGGCCAGGGAGGAAGCUGUAGUUGUUGACUUUCUCUGAAAGCCUCGUCUGAAAUGAAUUCUCCUCAUAGCACGCUUUCAGAAGCAGUGCGUGACUUGUAAAAUGUACAUCUGGCUUAUUCUGCUUCAGCAUCUUUUUUGACUAAAGCUGUUUGCAGCAGCACUUAUGCUGAGAGUUGUCAUAACAGCAUUCUGGUAAGCGAGCACUCGCCAGGCUCCUCUGCUUUGAGGUGAAUUCUGUGCAUGAGUGCUCUGCUGAAGAUGCUCUAAAGUCCAUGUAGCAUCUCUGGCGAUACAGCUGCCUCUGGUAUUCCCAAGUCGUGUAUGGGAUCUACGUGAGGUUCCCUUGGACUCGGAGCAAUAAGUCUCUGGCACCAUUGUUGUUUGCUAGAAGGGACAUACAGCAGCCAGGAGUCAGAGAAGGGCUCUGAUGGCAUUAAAAAAGCUUUUCCUUGCUAGACCCCAGGAGAAGGGUUUUACACUCAGUAGUACUGAAAAUUUGGCUGUAAAGCACUACACACUGCUGUAGGGUUUAUUUUGGAUUAAUUCUAAGAACAGACUGAAGAAGUGCUACUAGCAUUUUGGGAGAUGCAUUUGAAUAGUGAUCAGUAAGGAUGCUUAUUGUUAUAUAGUGCAUAUUAGAAUGCAAAUCUAUAUGGAUAUUAAAUACAUGAUUGAUUUAUUUUCGCAUAUUAUAUCCUUACUGAUUUUUCUAGGUGAACUUAAAGUUUAUCUCCAGGUUUACAAGCCCUCUGUAAUAGUUGAACAGAUUGUGUGUGCAGACGUACAAAGCCAAAUUACUUAAUUAAAACUGUGGCUUGUGAAUUUAGGUAGCCUUUACAAUCCACUGAACGCACUGGGGCUGUGUUGAGGUGCUAAAGCAAUAAUUUCCUCAUUAUGUUCAUCUGUCAAAAGGUCAGAUCUUGUGCAUCUUAAGUGAAAAUGAGUCUCCAUUCAUCAGUUUCACAGCUCUGGAGCUCCAAAAGUGGGUGGCUAAAAACACAUCUCUGAUUUUUUUCAGAAUCAGCAUAUGAAAUAAUCUGUUCUCCUGAAAUUCCUAAUUCUGUCAUGCCUGAAAGAUGUUCUGAGCUCUCACUUUGUUGGUACUAGGCAAAUGCUUGCCCUCAGUUUCAACUAUGUAUUAAGAAUAUGUCCUUAGGACCUCCUAUUAAAGUUAUGCAUAGAUUAAACAGGGAAGAAUAUCUCCUGAAGUCACUAAACCAUUGGUAUACUGAAGGUAAGAAAAAUGUCACCUCUGUGAAAUGGUGGGAUUUUUUAUUUGACAAAGUGCAAUAAAAUCAAACUGCCACCAGAAUAUGAGUGGUAGUGGAAAUUACCACUUAUUUGCACUUAGCCAGCCAGGAUUUUUUUAUAGAUAUAUAAUGUGUGAGGAGAGGCUGUGAAAACAGCUAAGAAUCUUAGAUCGGUCUCCAAAGUAUAAGUACAACUCAUCAAUGAACACUUGCAGGAAUUAUUCUAGACACAUACAGUAAAUGUAUUUUUCUGGUAUGGACAGUACAUUAAAAUUGUGUAACGUACUUCAGAACUGUCAUUGUGUAAUUUACCUAAUCAGUGCGUAUAUUGGACUAUCUUGGUCUCUAAACUUUUACAUAUAAUAUUUCCAAACUUAUACGCUGACAGAUGAUUAUACAUAUGUUUAUAGUUUUGGGGUUUUUUGUAUCAUCAAUCUGCUCUGGAAACAAAGUGCUAAAUUGAUUUUUGUGACUACUUUUGCUGGAGGACAGGUUGGUUAAUUGAAAAUUAAUCUAGGCUUGAAACAGUGGAAAAACUUCUCUACAUGUUAGGAAAAAGCAGAGUGUUGCUUUUUUUAUUUCCCAUUGAUAGCCUGCUUACCAACUUGAAGAGGUUUUAAUAAAGAAACCUAAAUAAUGAAGGAGUUUCACAAUCCAGUUAUCUUUUGAGUUCAAUUUCUUGCUAGUGUUAAGAACACUUCUAGCCUAAGCUUCAGGUAUUUUAUGCGUUACAGAAUGGUAUGUGCUACAUGUAGUCUUUGUACGUUUGUUAUAUAGCUUUUUAUGUAACUUGUAUUGCACUGUGAAUGUGAUUCAUAAUAAAUAUUGAAAAUCUAAA
Molecule: messenger RNA, 6734 nt
Organism: Grus americana (Whooping crane)
Lineage: Eukaryota; Metazoa; Chordata; Aves; Gruiformes; Gruidae
Gene: RP2
Product: RP2 activator of ARL3 GTPase
Exons: 6
Coding region: 3064-4203 (379 amino acids)
Biological process (GO): post-Golgi vesicle-mediated transport
Cellular component (GO): periciliary membrane compartment; cilium
Molecular function (GO): GTPase activator activity
Source: RefSeq, a predicted model, not a curated record